CUGGGUUGAGCGCAUGCGCAGUUUAUACAAUCUCUGGGCGAACUCCCAACAAGCAGCAGGAAGGUGGCGACUGAUAGCCGGCUGUGUGAACUAAGGUUACGGUGCAGAAGCAUCCUUGCCACCCUCCAACACCAUGGCCCAGUAUGGAGCACAGAGAAGCCCGGCAAGCUGGGUCUCCCACAUUACGGCAGCUGUCGUGUCUCAGCCAGCUGCGAGAGACCCAGCUGUGGUUGAACGGGCAAAUUUGCUGAACAUGGCAAAGCUCAGUAUAAAAGGACUCAUUGAAUCAGCUUUGGGCUUUGGCCGUACCCUAGACACAGAUUACCCUCCAUUACAGCAGUUCUUUGUUGUUAUGGAACAUUGCCUCAAGCAUGGCCUUAAAGUGCGAAAAUCAUUUCUUAGUUGUAACAAAACAAUAUGGGGACCUCUGGAGAUUGUGGAGAAAUUGUGUCCUGAAGCAGAAGAAGUUGCUGCUAGUGUAAGAGACUUACCGGGACUAAGAACACCACUUGGCCGUGCCAGAGCUUGGUUGAGAUUGUCAAUGAUGCAGAAAAAGCUAGCAGAUUAUCUGCGUUGCCUAAUUUUGCGCAGGGAUCUCCUGAGUGAAUUUUAUGAAAAUUAUGCCGUAAUGAUGGAGGAAGAAGGCACGGUUAUUGUUGGCCUCUUGGUUGGAUUGAACGUCAUUGAUGCUAACCUUUGUGUGAAAGGAGAAGACUUGGAUGCACAAGUUGGAGUAAUUGAUUUUUCCAUAUAUCUUAAAUCAGAAGAAGAUGAUAUUUCCAAGGAAGGAAGGAGUGUACAAAUUUCUGCAAUUUUGGACCAGAAGAACUACGUUGAAGAACUCAACAGACAACUGAACGCUACUGUGGGUGGUCUCCAUACGCGAAUUGAUACCCUGGAAAAGUCCAACACAAAACUGAUCGAGGAGUUGGCAAUAGCGAAGAAUAACAUUAUUAAACUUCAAGAGGAAAAUCAUCAGUUAAGGAAUGAAAAUGCAUUGAUUUUAAUGAGGGCUCACCAACAACUGCAGGCUACCAAAGCCAGCAUUGAGGCAGAACAAUUGUAUAGACAAUCAAGACUUGGCCCGGGUGAAAUGUACACCGAAGCUUGUUCACAAGAUCAUGAAGAGUUGCAGAUGCAGCACGGUGCAGAAAGCGAACUUGAACCUUUGGAAAUGCAACAUGAAAUUGAACUUGCAAUGAAGUUGCUAGAGAAAGACAUUCACGAGAAACAAGAUACCCUCUUUGGAUUGAAAGAACAACUAGAAGAAGUAAAGGCAAUAAAACAUGAGAUGUACCAAAAAAUGCAGCGUUCUGAAGAAGACAUCAAAGGAAGUAAUGUUAUCGAUAGAUUGGGAGAAAAACACAGUCAGCUGACUGCCAGAACCCAUCUGGGACACAGUGAUAAAGAUCUGAUGUAUAAGACUAGAAGCAUUACUAUGUCCUAUAUAAAGGGUGCUGGAACAGACCCUGCCCCACAAUAUAAACUGAUUAAAGAUAUAUCUUUCUAACAUUAUUUAUCUAUAUACAGUACAAUUUACGAGCACAGGUGAUAUCUAGUUUGCAACUAAAUUGGCAUCGAAAUAAAUACGAAAUCUCAUGAUUUUUCCUAAACAUAAUAAAAAGCACAUAUAUUAUUCACGGAUGUUAGGUACUUAUAUAUAUGCCAUAUAAUUAACGGCAAAUUUAAACAAUUUAAGUUGUAUAUUUCCAGGUGGUAGUAAAAGGUAUUUUUCAAACUCUA
Messenger RNA from Spea bombifrons (plains spadefoot toad), 1743 nucleotides. RefSeq names its product RUN and FYVE domain containing 2 (gene RUFY2). Bases 134 to 1510 code for a protein of 458 amino acids. The record is from RefSeq and is a predicted model, not a curated record. The transcript is spliced from 14 exons. Gene Ontology annotation, cellular component: cytoplasm. Lineage: Eukaryota; Metazoa; Chordata; Amphibia; Anura; Pelobatidae.